AUGAUCGUGUCAUCGAUAUCUCGGCUGACUCUUCGGCCAACUUCCAUCAGUUAUGGGCAAAAUUGCCAAAUCUCAAUUUAUCGAAAAUAUGAAAAAUUUCUGGAGAAAAAAUACCCAAAAAUAUACCGAGUGCAUCGUUUAGUGGUCGAUGGUAUGUUUCUCUAUUGAUCUGCAUUGUAUAUCUAGGCUGUCGAGAUUGCGUAAUGGAUGUAAGGACUUUAUAUCGAUUGAAUAAGGACCUCAAGUACGGCAAAAGAGGACUGUCCGAGAUGAAUACAAAGGAGUUGAUGUGUCUUCUGCAGGUAAGUGUGUGAGAUUUCUGUGGUUUUCCUUAAGUGUCCACCCGAGUUAAUGAGAAUAUUGGUCAUCUUGGUCCUACUUCAAUUCCCGAUAAUAGGAGAGGGCUUGAUUAUUUCCGCGUAAGUACAAAAUAGCUGUUGUUUUUGUCUGAAUAACAAGGAAAGGCCAACCAAGAUGACUUCCAUAUUCUUUUCGUCUCUAAUAGUUUGAGUGCUCUAAUUUUAAUCACGAUAUUGUUUUAGACGCGAGAAGAGUUGCCGAAACUAGUUACAAUCUCAAUACUGGCGCCUCUGCCGUUUACAAUUUAUGGAUUAGCCUUUGCAAUGUUGGUUUUUCUUUUUUAUUCAGACAAAGUCCAAUCAAAGCUGUUUUUCUCUCAUAAAUCCCGGAUUUUCAGUAUUUUCUUCCCUCGCUUCGUCUUGACUAGGCAUUUCUGGACAAGCCAUCAGAAGGAAGAGUUCUGGCAGAAGACUUAUGAUUACACAUUCCGUCCUAGGAUUAAGCGAUUGCAGGAAUUUACGGAGAAGGAAGUGAGUUCUUUGCAUAAGUCUUAUCUCUUUUUAGAAUUUCUCAUUGGAAAGCCCAGUUAAACUCGUUGAUCUAAGUGUUCCCCAUCUCUUGACAUUAUGCAGAUUACAUCGAUCAUGGCCGUUAUAUGGUUGCAAGGGAUUGGAACAACGAGCGAGUGUGAUGAAACAAUUGGAUCAUGUAAUCCUGGAGGAUCUGGAGGAAAUGGAUGAAACUGAACUCAGGAAUCAGAUGUUCUUGAGAAGACUCGACUUCCAUCUCAAAUCAGAAGAAGAGAUGAAGGAUUCCAUUAGGAAUUGGGUUAAAAACUCAAAAAGUAAGGGUAUUUAAUCUUAAUAUGCAUCUUUUAUUUAGAACUAGGCUCAAAUCCGGGUGCGCUGCUACAUCUGCCUGCUAUAUUAGCUCAGAGGGAAGAAUAG
Bursaphelenchus xylophilus (pine wood nematode) is the source of this 1247-nucleotide messenger RNA. The record is from the annotation of a GenBank genome assembly. NCBI's taxonomy places the organism in Eukaryota, Metazoa, Nematoda, Chromadorea, Rhabditida, Aphelenchoididae.